AUGAUCAGAUUGAAUCCACACAGUAGCUUGAUCCAUGGAGUAGCCGAAAUUUUUAGGAAGUAUGUACUGAACAGGACUUACUUAUGCUUUCUAAUGUUUCCAAUAAUUUUCAUGGCAACCUUUGCAAACAUCCUGUAUGAUUACAUACCCUCGGCCAUAAUUCCUAAAAUAGCAGAGCACAUAAAAGCAAAUGAUCUUGAUCUCCACAUGAAUUUAGUCUACGGGUUUUUCUUUUACGGGGUUCUUGCUACGAUUUUUGAAUAUUUCCCUAUAUUUGUGAUGGCUUUGAUAAUACAGGACAUAUACAGAGAUUGCUACAGAGAUGUUUUUAUAGAAUGCAUGUCAUUGGAAUACAAUACAUUCCAUAGCAUUUCGCCUGGAGACAUGGAGAGCAGAAUAUAUAGAAAAUGUAAGGCUGUUGGAGAAGCCAUAGAUGUUGUGAUUCCCACACUCAUGAAUUCUGCUAUAUUUGUUCUGGUUGCCAUGAUUGAUAUAUAUAGGAGCUUCGGUGCAUUGGUGUCUUUAAUCUUUCUUGUGAUACCUGUAUCUUACAUCUCGGUAACUAUCUUUCUGACAUCAAAGAGGAACCGCAUUAGAGGGAAGUACAAUGCUGCAAAGGACAAGUCUACAAAGAAGCUUGGCGAUAUUUUGAAUAAUUACGAAGUUGUAAAGUCUUUUGGUCUUGAAGAAAGAGAGUCCGAAAAGUUCUGUGCUUCUCUGAUCGAUAGGGUAUCAACAGGGACGCAAUACAGUUGUUCAGAAAAUAUCAUUACAUUCCUGCAAAAGCUCUCUUCGGUAAUUCCCCACAUCGGAAUUCUGUAUCUUUCACUCAAUACCAAUAUUUUGACAUUUGACAAAGCUAUCAAACUCAACAGUCUUCAUUUUAUCCUUAAAGAAAGGCUGACAGAGUUUUCCAAAGAGUUUACAGAGCUCUACGAGUACUACUAUGAUUACUCAACAACCACCUAUGAAAGAGAAGAGGAUGAAAGGAAUCAAAUUGACAUAAAGGAAUUCAGCAAAGACAUAGAGGUUAGAGAUAUGGGAAUCAAAAGAGGCAAUAACACUAUCCUGAGCGGAAUCAACUUCACGUUGCAUAAAGGGGAAAAGCUGGCUAUUGCCGGGCCAAACGGUGCUGGAAAGUCCACUUUUAUCAAUUCACUUCUGAGGUUCCUCAACUAUUCCGGUGAAAUCCUUAUUGAUGGGAUCGAGAUGCGCAAGUACACAAGAAAAUCUACAAGGCACAUAAUGGCAUAUGUGCCCCAGGACAACUGUAUUCUUGACGACACAGUUCUCAAGAACCUCCAAUAUGGAAACAAGGACAUAUCUUUUGAAAAGAUCAAAGAGAUUUGCAAGAGAUAUGGAACCCAUGAGGUGUUUAGCAACCUUGAAGGGGGGUAUUUAAAAGAGGCGGGGCAGCAAGGAUGCGAGCUGAGUGUUGGCCAAAAGCAAUACCUAAGUUUAAUGAGAGCCAUAAUCAAGGACUCUCCUAUUUUCAUCUUAGAUGAAGCAACCUCCGAUGUUGAUUAUAAAACAGAGAUGGAGCUCAUCAAUUAUGUCAUGUCAGUUCUCUCUGACAGAACAAUAAUAAUGAUAGUCCAUAACCACUCUUUACUCAGCAAGUUUGACAACAUCCUCUUCUUAAAAGAUAAAACAAUGAAGGGAUACGGAAAUGUCAAGGAGCUACUCAAGUCGUCUGAAGACUUUAUCGAUUUCUACCUUGGAGAAGAUCCCGCCUCCGAUACUGGAAUUCAACCCUAA
Encephalitozoon hellem ATCC 50504 is the source of this 1758-nucleotide messenger RNA. RefSeq names its product MdlB-like ABC transporter. Gene Ontology annotation, cellular component: membrane. NCBI's taxonomy places the organism in Eukaryota, Fungi, Microsporidia, Unikaryonidae. Gene Ontology annotation, biological process: transmembrane transport. The transcript has a single exon. The record is from RefSeq and is a predicted model, not a curated record. Bases 1 to 1758 code for a protein of 585 amino acids. Gene Ontology annotation, molecular function: ATP binding; ATPase-coupled lipid transmembrane transporter activity; ATP hydrolysis activity.